Messenger RNA from Cyclospora cayetanensis, 2094 nucleotides. RefSeq lists its product as uncharacterized. Lineage: Eukaryota; Apicomplexa; Conoidasida; Eucoccidiorida; Eimeriidae. The record is from RefSeq and is a predicted model, not a curated record. Bases 1 to 2094 code for a protein of 697 amino acids. The transcript is spliced from 8 exons. Gene Ontology annotation, molecular function: asparaginase activity.
AUGGUAUGUGCGCUCUUAUAUAAACGACCGAGGGCAUCACUGGUCAUAGGGCUUUGUGCACUCAUGCGCGCCGAGUUCGAACCGGCUACUGCUGAAGCAAGAGCAGGAGGAAGGAUAAAGUUUAUGAUGCAUAACUAUAGAUCUCCAUAUCCUGGUGUACCUCCAGAUUUUAGCACCCCUUUCCCUGUUGCCGCUUUUACAAACCUGAUGCCGCAAAAUAAUUUUAGUGAUUCCAAAAUCUCUGGAGGGCCUUCUCUGGACAUUCGGUCCGGGGGCACUAAGCAGGGUCAUGUGGUUCACGGGUCAGAUAGCAGCAUAGUAUGCGUUUCCGCGGGCGCCACACCCUUGCACAUGUCUGCUGCUGCCGACGGACUGGAGAUGAACUACCUUUCUUUCCACCAUGAGGUGCCUCACAACGAGGGUCAUUCUCAGCCCGUCACAACGGCUCUUUCGGCAAUUCACAGGGUAUCCUCUUGUCCGGCCGUAGGAGCUGGAGAUACUCACUAUGGCCUGACUGCAUCUCUAACGAGUGGCGGCACUAAUCACGCACUGAAAGAACCCGUCUCUCAAAAGAUGCAUGGGCUCCUCCAGGGGGACCCAGAGGGGCUGCUGGCAGAAGAGGCCGCAGGAACUACGGAAUGGACCAGCGACAGGCGCUAUAUGCCUUACCAGGAAACUGUAGUUACUCCCCUCAAAGCAACGCUCAUGCGGGCCGUAGACAUAGAUAUGGGGAAUCCCGAGAAUGCGAAACCUCACGUUUUAAUUAUCAUUUUAGGGGGCACUAUUUGCAUGAACUACGCGUAUAAAAAUACGUGUCUGCGACCUUCCAGACUGGGGAGACGCCUCACAAGGUGCCCCGAACUCACGGAUGAAUCGUUGCCAUAUUUCGAUAUCUUAGAGUGGGAUGAUCUUGUGGACAGCAGCGACAUGGGGAAGGAGCAAUACUGCACGCUCGCCAAACAAAUCGAGACGUAUUACAACGCUUAUGACGGCUUUGUAGUCCUGCAUGGCACGGAUACCAUGGCGUACACGGCGGCUGUCCUCAGUUUCAUGCUUGAGAAUUUGGGGAAGUGUGUUGUUCUUACUGGCUCGAUGCUUCCUAUGAUGCACAUAUCUAGCGACGCGAAGAGGAAUGUUGGCUUGAGUCUGAUGGUUGCGGGAUACUCUAGCCUUACGGAAGUGGUGGUUGUCUUCGGCUCGCAAGUGUUAAGGGGCACGCGCGUAUCGAAAACCAAUUGCGGAAGUAUUGACGCAUUUUCAUCUCCAAACUUUCCGGCCAUCGGGACCAUUGGAGUGGAUGUGGUGAUCCAUGACCGGCUGAGAGCGUAUCCCCCUGCUGGCGAGUUCCGCGUGUUCACGGACCUAUGCUGCAGUGUCUGUACGGUGAAGCUGUCGCCUUCUAUGCCGAUUGAGGUCUUUGAGAGUGUCUUCAGCUUCCAGAGGCGUCCGUUUGCGGUUAUCCUGGAGCUUUUUGGGGCAGGGACUGCCCCGAACAGUAAGCGCUUUUUGAAUGCAAUCCAGAGGGCCAUCGAUUCCGGAAUUGCCGUUGUUGCCUCGAAUCAGUGUCAAAAGGGGGCGACGAACUUGCUGAUAUAUGAGAACGGGGUCUGGAUUUCUUCCUUGGGGGUUAUAUGUGCGAGAGACAUGACGUUGGAGGCCAUUACCGCCAAGCUAUACUAUCUAAUGGGGAAAGGCAUAUCGGGUCGGCGUCUCAAAGAGCUCAUGGAGGUGAGCAUGCGAGGCGAGGUCACGGUCUCCCCCAACAAAGUGCAAGGGAACAAUGCUGUUAACGAGGAGGAGCAUACCGAAAUUGCCAGGCAACUCAUGUACCCGGUUCUUGUACAGACCACACCAGAAGAUAACUGCGCUCAUUUAGACUGGAUAGCGUUUACUCUUUUUGCUAGUGUUCUUAAAAGAGAUGGCGAAGUAGUAAGACGGCGACACAGAAUUUAUUUGAAGCAAAAGCUCUUUGGUGUGGCGAAGUUUGGAUAUACUGAAGCUGAGCAAUAUCAUAUAAGAAGGCAUAAGGUUGGCGCACAGGCUGCUAUCGCAGUACCCGAAAAUAUUAGCUCCGCUGUGUGUUGUUAUUCCUGA